Melitaea cinxia (Glanville fritillary) is the source of this 1255-nucleotide messenger RNA. RefSeq names its product protein hairy-like. NCBI's taxonomy places the organism in Eukaryota, Metazoa, Arthropoda, Insecta, Lepidoptera, Nymphalidae. The coding region runs from base 1 to 1197 and encodes 398 amino acids. The record is from RefSeq and is a predicted model, not a curated record. The transcript is spliced from 2 exons. Gene Ontology annotation, biological process: regulation of neurogenesis; anterior/posterior pattern specification; regulation of transcription by RNA polymerase II. Gene Ontology annotation, molecular function: DNA-binding transcription factor activity, RNA polymerase II-specific; RNA polymerase II cis-regulatory region sequence-specific DNA binding; protein dimerization activity. Gene Ontology annotation, cellular component: nucleus.
AUGGCAUCCGAUCCCGCGCCUCUGUCAAAGACUGCUAAAUAUAAGAAGAUAACUAAGCCACUACUUGAAAGGAAACGUCGUGCUCGCAUUAAUCGAUGUCUCGAUGAGCUGAAGGAUUUAAUGGUCGGCGCCUUAGAGAUCGAUGACGACAACUUAAGCAAGUUGGAAAAGGCAGAUAUCCUUGAGUUAACUGUUAAUCAUCUUACAAAGUUGCAUAGACCUAAGGAUCCCGUUUUGGAAGCAAAGAAGUUUCAAGCAGGCUUCGGGCAAUGUGCCGCUGAGGCCUGUAGAUUUAUAAUGUCCGCACCCGAUAUAGACUCCAGGGUUAGUCAAAAUUUGGUAGGACACCUAUCAAGGUUGAUUACUGCUCAACCUUUAUCUAUUCAAGUACCAGAAAGAUCAACAUUCUCUCCACCGAUAUCGCCUGCCUCUGUCGCUUCGGACAGACAUCACUAUUACAGCGAUCACGACAGAUCUUCAUCCGAUGCAGAAGACUCGGUGUAUUCAGCUGACAGUACAUCUAAGCAAUGGGCGCUUGGAAGGCCAAAUAGAAAACAGAAUGUUUCAAUCACAGGCCUUUUAACAACGGUUGACAAGCUAGUCUCAAGAAACAACUCCGAACCGGGAUCAGUGAAUGGUUAUCGAAACGGAACGUAUUUUAACAAAGUUCCCGCCGAAGCCAAAGACGUCAUAUUACAAAAAAUUAGACAACAUAUCAUGGACAAACGAGGAAAUGAAAACGCUGCCGCUGCCGAAGUCAGUUCGAAUUCAGAACUGGUUAUGGAACCGAGAUUCGUGCAAGAAGAAACCUACAGAAACGAAACAUUCGUACAUUAUCCUGCACCGAAUUACCCAAGCAGCAAUGACUCUUUGGAUCUUCGAAAAGUUCGGUCACCAGUAAAACCAUCUGUCACAACACAUUCCCCUGUUGGAAAAGAAUACAAAAUUUUGAACCAAGAACAAGUUUCUGUAGAAAGAAAGCCAGAUUUUAACCUCAAUAUUCCAGAACGUUGCGAAUUGCCAAUGGAUUACAGCAAUUUACCACCUAAAAAGAAAAGAAAAUUAAUCGAAUAUCAAGAAUACAAAAAACAAGAGGAGGCAAGACGGCUCGAUGCUAUUUACGCCGAGAAAAAAGAGCGCCCAGAAGGACCACCGAUGGACCAUGAAAUAGACGCAAACAAAUGGCGUCCUUGGUAGGAUUACUUAUCAGCAAAGUAAAAAAUCGCUAUUAAACACUUUGAAUAUUUCAAACUGA